UAUCAUUGAUUCAUUGUCAUUGAUCUAAGAUUUGAGAGAAAUCAAAAUCAAAUCUCUCUCUCCGUGAAAUCGUCGAUUUUCUUUCUCGAAGAUCAAUCGAUCUUCCUUCUUCACCGGUCUCGGAUUACGAUUUCAGUGCUCUUUGAGUCCUUGUAUGUGUUUCAGUUGCUGUUGGAAAUCCGACUCGACUUUUUUUUUUAAUAAAUAUUUUCCUGUGCGACAUCUAGGGUUUUUUGGGGGAGAUUUUUGGUGCGCGUCGAACUCUGGCGGGUUACCGGGUCAAGUAAAUGGUGGAUCCUCCUGGUGUCUGCUCCAUUUCAUUUGGCUUCCUUCGACAAAAUACGGCGAGAAGUUUUUGGUUUUGUGAUUCGAUAGUGUUACAGUUGUGUGACGAUUACAGGGUCUGAGCGGAAAGCGAUGCUUAGCGUGGUUCGGGUGCAUCUACCGUCGGAAAUUCCCAUUGUCGGCUGCGAGUUAACUCCGUACGUGCUUCUCCGUCGACCGGACAAGACCGCCACCACCGAUGAUGUCCCGGAGUCGGCUCCGCUCGAAUGUCACUUCCUGAGGUACAGAUGGUAUCGUGUUCAGAACGAUAAGAAAGUUACAAUUUGUAGUGUGCAUCCGUCAGAACAAGCUACCCUGCAGUGUGUAUCCUGUUCAAAGCAUAAGACUCUUAUUGUGAAAAGUUACCAUUGUUCGACGAAAUGCUUUUCAGAUGCAUGGCAACAUCAUCGCAUUUUGCAUGAACGAGCUGCCAAAGCUGCUGCAGAAAACGAAAAUGACGAAGAUGAGUUAGUUCGAUUUAACAGCACAGGUUCUGGGGUACUGAGCUCUGGUAGUUUAUCCGGGUCUAACUUUUCCAAUGGUUCAGUCCCAUUUUAUCCCGCAACAAUUACGUCAAAAAGCAGUGGAGGAGAGGCACUGGUUGAGGUCGGACGCUCUAAAACAUACACACCUACGGCUGACGAUAUAGGCUACGUUUUGAAGUUCGAGUGUGUUGUCGUCAGUGCAGAGACUAAACAGGCCGUGGGACAACCUAGUACCAUAUUGACUUCACGUGUUAUUCCAGCUCCUUCUCCAAGUCCCCGUAGGCUGAUCCCAGUUGGUGGAAUAGAUCACCUAGAUCAAGACGGCCGCCUUAUGUCUGCAGGAUCAUUCACUGUUCUCUCGUAUAAUAUCUUGUCUGAUUCGUCUGCCGGUGGCGACUUAUACAGUUACUGUCCUCCAUGGGCUCUUUCUUGGCCAUACCGAAGACAGAAUUUAUUAAGGGAAAUUGUUGGGUACCGUGCAGAUGUAGUUUGCCUGCAAGAGGUACAAAAUGAUCAUUUCGAUGACUUUUUCGCUCCUGAACUUGAUAAGCAUGGGUAUCAAGCUCUGUACAAGAGGAAAACUAAUGAGGUUUCAAGUGGUAAUACAAGCACAAUUGAUGGCUGUGCUACAUUUUUCCGGAGGGAUAGAUUUUCUCAUGUCAAAAAAUACGAUGUUGAAUUCAAUAAGGCUGCCCAGUCUUUGACUGAGGCUCUAAUCCCUAGUAGCCAGAAAAAAACUGCUUUAAACCGACUAUUUAAGGAUAACAUCGCUUUAAUAGUUGUUUUGGAAGCAAAAUUUGGUAAUCAACCUGUCGAUGCCUCAGGGAAGCGCCAGCUUAUAUGCUUGGCAAACACACAUGUAAAUAUUGCUCAAGAGCUAAAGGACGUAAAGCUCUGGCAGGUUCACACAUUACUAAAGGGGCUGGAGAAAAUAGCUGCUAGCGCCGACAUCCCAAUGAUUGUGUGUGGAGAUUUCAAUACGCUUCCUGGGAGUGCUCCUCAUUCGCUUCUUGCAAUGGGGAAGAUCGACCCUUUGCACCAGGAUUUGAUGGUAGAUCCUCUUGGAAUCUUGUGUCAUACCAAGUUGACUCAUCAACUGCCACUGGUGAGCGCUUACUCGUCCUUUGCAAGAACGGGGAUGGGUCUUGGAACGGAGAAACAUAGGAGGAGAAUGGACCCGACAACAAAUGAGCCUUUGUUUACAAACUGUACGAGGGAUUUUAUCGGGACCCAUGAUUACAUAUUCUACACAGCGGACACUUUGACAGUGGAUGGAUUGUUGGAGCUGUUGGAUGAGGAGGGCUUGAGAAAGGACACAGCUCUUCCUUCCCCAGAAUGGUCAUCUGAUCAUAUAGCUCUGUUAGCCGAAUUCCGCUGCAUGCCUAAGCCCAGACGCUUAUGAUUUCGGCGUUGGCAGAUCACUCUCUGAGUCAGUUCUCCGUUUCGGUAAAGUCUUUGCCGCGAUGGGGCCUCUGCUCUGUAACUUGUAACCUGCUCUCUUCAUCAUUUUGAUCUUUGAUAGAUAGUAAAAAAAAAACCCCUUCACCAUGCCAUUUUUCCAUUGCUUUUUUUUUGUUCAUCACAACAAUGGCUUACUGUCUUGACUUAUCACGGUAACUACGUAAAAAGGGUUUCUAUUGAGAUGAGUGAGAAGACAAAAAAAAAAUUGUAGUA
This is a messenger RNA of Tarenaya hassleriana, 2483 nucleotides long. Its product is annotated as carbon catabolite repressor protein 4 homolog 2-like. Gene Ontology annotation, molecular function: poly(A)-specific ribonuclease activity. Gene Ontology annotation, cellular component: CCR4-NOT complex; nucleus; cytoplasm. The transcript has 11 exons. The record is from RefSeq and is a predicted model, not a curated record. Gene Ontology annotation, biological process: nuclear-transcribed mRNA poly(A) tail shortening. Bases 418 to 2211 code for a protein of 597 amino acids. Lineage: Eukaryota; Viridiplantae; Streptophyta; Magnoliopsida; Brassicales; Cleomaceae.